CUUAAUUUGAGAUAAAUGAAAAUUAAGAUACCAAAAUGAAAAUUUAGACGGGAAAAAUCGGAACAUGACCGACUGAAGUUUCAUUCUCUUUCAAAUCUGCCAUUUCGGAUUUCUUCCCCUUACGGCUUUCGUUCCUCUGUUCAAUUCAGUUUCUCCAUGUUCCCCGCUCUCACUCUUCAACAGCUCCUUCGUGUAUAGAUUUACCUUAUUAUUUUUUAAUAGUAAUUUAUUUGUUUACUCAAAGCCAGAUUUUGACCUCGAUCCAAUAAAAACACAAAAGGGUUUUGUGAUUUAACAGAAGCCCAGUUUCGCGUUUAUUAUUUAGAUGUAACAGUAAUUUUCAUCAAUUUUGUGGCCUAACUUAUGAUGCCACUGACCCCUUGUUUCGAAUUCACUGGUCAGCAAGUGAUAAGUUGCAUUUUUCUGGAACAGAGAUAUUAGAAUGAAAUCGAAAAUAAAAUGGGCAGCCCUUGGAGGACUAGUGUUGUCAUUUAUGUCUCUGUUGGUGCAUUUAUUUCUUGCCAAGUCAAGCGCUGAUCUAGUACAGUACAGUGCAAUCAAGGCUUUCAGUGAAGAUUUGCAAUAUGCAAACAGUGCUGGCGUAAAGGGUGCUGGAUCUAGGAAGCUGUGGGGCAAGGUGAAGGCUCUAGAACCUCUGCAGCCAUAUGCGAAACCAAGAAGCUCAUUUCCUGUGUGCUAAGUUUAUGCAAAAAGGCAUAGGAGAAUGUUAAUAAUCUUUGGGCAAUUGAAGCAAGAAAAAAAAUACAGCAUGAAGGUGUUCAAGUUUUAUGCUUUUGUUCUGGAUGUUGUGGACAUAAGGGGCCUGACGAUCAAAUACAAGGCCAAAUGGGGAACGGAAAGAGCCUAGGCUAAUUUGACGUAGGCAGGGUUGGAUCUCUGAGUAGGUCUUGGGAAUGUUGGAUGUGAGCAGAAUCUGAUAUGGUUGUAGCACAAGGAGGAAGUGAUUGAGAAGCAAACAACGAUAAGGAUCUGGGAUUGUUUUAAACUCCGACAAACAUUUGUUUUGAAUCUGUGUGAAUGAAGUGCACCAGAGUUGUGAAGCUAUCAACUGAAAUCUUUCAUCUGUAUUUUUUAAUGAACAAUUGAAACUCACUUCUUCACUGUUUGAUUGUCAAUGCUGCAUUGCAAUAGUAUUAACACCUUAGAUACUUUUUAUGUUUUUACACUUCAAUACUACUAAGACUCAGUCUAUCUUUUCCAUAGCUAGUCCUACAUUUGGGUGAAGGAGGAAUCUGUGAUAGUUUUACAUCCAUGUAGAACUUUGUCAAGUCGUAGGACAUGAAUCUAAUACAAAUGCACUUCUAUUGCUAGCAUUGUUGUUUUCUAGAAGAAUUCUAAAGUAAUUAGUUUCAUUAACACUUCGAUGUUAAUUAUAUGUUGUGAAAUAGAAGGAAUUAACUCUUAUUAAUAUGUAACAGAGUCAAUACUUGCAGAAUGAUUUUUUUGAAGUGUAAAAUCUCAAAUACAUUGUCCUGUAACAUAGUGAAAGACAAAGAAAAUAGCCAAAUACGAACAAAUGUGACUGGUUUUCCUUAUGAGUAACUUAUAAUUUUCGGUUGAAGUCAAAUUUUAAUCUUAGGGGGCAUUUGUUUU
Olea europaea var. sylvestris is the source of this 1614-nucleotide messenger RNA. RefSeq names its product protein EMBRYO SAC DEVELOPMENT ARREST 30-like. The transcript is spliced from 4 exons. The record is from RefSeq and is a predicted model, not a curated record. Lineage: Eukaryota; Viridiplantae; Streptophyta; Magnoliopsida; Lamiales; Oleaceae. The coding region runs from base 443 to 700 and encodes 85 amino acids.